CGCGCCGCAUCAGAGCAGAGCAAACUUUCUUCUUCCAGCCGGCCGGCGGGGAGGAAACAGGUGCCGGGAGAGAAGGACAAGAAAGAAGAGUCCUGGGGUGGGAGUGAGCCUCUAGCCUCGCCCGGCAGCGAAGGGUUAAAAGCAGGGCGCCCUCUGUCGGAAACGCAAGGGGAGAGAGGAAGCCUUUGAUCAAUGAAGGUUUUGUGCCGCCAGAAAGGAGGCUUAUGGGGCCACAACCAAGACGAGCCCGACAGGCGAGGACGCCUCUGCCUUCCCGAGCCGCCUCCUCCUCCUCCUGAGCCAGGACAGUGGUUUCUGCGGUUACCCAGAAGGUGGUAGACGUUGGAGCAGCAGACAUUUGGACGUUGCAGACCAGGCAGCUGGGGAGAUUUCUACUCCACGUUGCUUCUUGACAUCUUUCUGGAGAACUGCAAUCCAGGCUGGAACCAUGGAUACUACCAGGGAUCCCCGCAUGAAGGACACCCCUCGUGUCAGUGACUAUGUCAACUAUGACAUCAUCAUCAAACAUUACAAUUUCACUGGGAAGCUAAAUGAGAAUGCUGAUACUGAGAUCAAAGUCUCUUCAGUAGUGUUCAUCCUCAUUUGUUGCUUCAUCAUCCUAGAGAACAUAUUUGUUCUGUUGACUAUCUGGAAAACCAAGAAGUUCCACAGACCCAUGUAUUACUUCAUUGGAAACUUGGCACUCUCUGACUUGCUGGCUGGGGUGGCUUAUACAGCCAACAUCUUACUGUCUGGGCACAAGACCUAUACCCUCACCCCUGUCCAGUGGUUUCUUAGGGAGGGGAGCAUGUUUGUGGCAUUGUCUGCUUCGGUGUUCAGCCUCUUGGCCAUUGCCAUUGAGAGAUAUAUUACAAUGCUGAAGAUGAAACUCCACAAUGGCAGCAAUAGUUUUCGCUGCUUCCUGCUGAUCAGCGCCUGUUGGGUUGUCUCUGUGAUUUUAGGAGGUCUUCCUAUUAUGGGCUGGAACUGCAUUGGCAGCCUAAAGAGAUGUUCCACAGUGCUGCCCCUCUACCACAAGCAUUACAUCCUCUUCUGCACCACCGUGUUCACUGGCCUCUUGUUGUCCAUUGUGGUUCUUUACUGCAGAAUCUACAUCUUGGUAAGGACACGGAGUCGCAGGCUGACUUUCCGGAAGAAUGCUGCCAAAGCCACCCGGAGCUCAGAGAAAUCUCUGGCUCUGCUGAAGACUGUGAUCAUUGUUUUGAGCGUAUUCAUCAUCUGCUGGUCUCCUUUGUUCAUCCUUCUCUUGCUGGAUGUGAGAUGCGAAGUUAGGUCUUGUCCAAUACUCCUCAAAACCGAAUACUUCAUCGUCUUGGCAGUUCUCAACUCGGCAACCAACCCGAUCAUCUACACCCUAACCAACAAGGAGAUGCGGAGGGCCUUCAUCAAGAUUAUGUGGUGCUGCAAGUGCCCCACCACGGACACUGGCACCAAAUUCAAGAGACCAAUCAUUGGAGGGAUAGAGUUCAGCCGAAGUCGGUCUGACAAUUCCUCUCAUCCCCAGAAAGAUGAGGGUGACUCUCCAGAAACUAUUGUGUCUUCGGGUAACGUCACCUCAUCGUCUUAGGAGUUUCUUUGUUUUUGUUGUUGCAAAAAAGAGGCGGUGGAUCCUUUGAGGGCUGACACAUGGGGGGAACGGCUCUGCUCACUUGUUUCCAGCCAGAAGGAGGACAGCCAGGGGAGAAAAGAUUGGUCUGAAGUGGGGACAUCUUACCCUUCUAGGGGCAGUUGAUGGUAUAAACUGGAUUAUGGUAUAUGAAAAAACAAUGUCCUCCCUGGAAGCUUGUGAGUUGACUUUGCAGCUAAUGGGAACAUGAAUACCCUCGGUAACUGAGAAACUGAACCUUUAGUAGUCCAGCAUCUGUUGUGUGAGUGUGUGCUGAGAAACGAGGAAUAAUAUCUUCAAGCAUUUUUUGCCUCCUAUGACAAAUGUGAAUCCCUGAAACAAAGAUCUUACUGUUCUUAAGUGACAAUCCUCCCAAUUUACUAUAUGCUAAUUUUUGGGUAAAUAGAGGUGAGCACUUGAGGAUAUUUGCCUCAAGAACUGUCAAGAUGGCAAAAUAUACCUUGGUGCUUAAUCUUCUACUGAGAGUGGGAAUUGGAUGCAGAAGGCCUCAAUGGCUUAAUCUAAGGAGCAUAACCUGCUGUUCCCUUUUGUUAAAUCUCCCUGAAUUAGUGGAGCUGUGUCUAAAUUGAGAGAACCAGGGUGGUGUAGUGGUUUGGGCAUUGGACAAUGACUCUGGAGGCCAGGUUUCAAGUUCCUGCUCAGCUGUGGAAACCUCCUGGGUGACGUGGUUGACCUCAUUCUCUCAUUUUCAAGGGAAGGCAAAGGCUGAACAAGUCUUGCCAAGAAGCACCCCCUAUUAGGUUUGCUUUUAGGUUGCCAUAAUUGUAAAAUGAUUUGAAGGCGCGCAACAACAUACUUGAGUUAGUUUGGGGCGGUUAAGAUUUUAAUAGAAAUAUCAUCUGAAUCUUGAAAUAUCAAUUGGGAAAAUGUACUACUCCGAAUAAGAAGAUGCAUUUGUUAUUAAUAAUUUCUGCAGCACCUCAGUAUGCAAGGUGUUUUAAGUCACCAUCAGUUGGCUUAGUUCAGUGGUUCUCAACCUAUGGGUGCCCAGAUGUUUUUGGCCUUCAACUUCCAGAAAUCCCAGCCAGUUUACCAGCAGUUAGGAUUUCUGGGAGUUGAAGGCCAAAACAUCUGGGGACCCACAGAUUGAGAACCACUGCCUUAGUCUCAUGGUAAGGCUGAGAUGACGCUCAGACAUUUGGAAUUUUUAAUGGGAUGAACCAAGCCGGGAGAUGGGGCCUCCAGGCUGAAAUCUAUAGUUUGUUUGUAUUGUAUUGCACCACACUCCAGAGUAUUUGAUAAGCCAGAAUAUUUGUAAUUUUGAGAAGAUGUUUAUAGUUUUGUCAUUGUCCACUGAAGGUCUUCUUUGUAUCAAUUGAAUGUAAUUUGUUACGGUAUCAAUCGCUAUACUGUGUGUACAUAUAUAUUUUUCCGCACCCGAAUUUAUUGGGCUGAAUGUGUACAGCGUAUGGAGAUGUUAACAAGCAUAACAACAGUCAUGCACCGAAAAUGCAACUCUUUGUUCUUCUCCAUCUUAUAAUCCCAUUUUUCAUCCCAACCUGCAUUGUGGGAUCCAGUUUAAAUUAGCUUUUGGAAAGGUUUUGUUUUCCUCUCUUUUCUUCCUGGAAAGGGCCAUUAAAUUUUGCAAGAUUGUUACGUUUGUAACAGUUGUGUAGGAGAGGUGAGUUACCAUAGAAAGGGUAGAGGAUUUAGGAGAAGCUGACUCUUUAGAAUUGUGAUAUGGCAGCAUGCCCUCUGACUCUAUACCUUUCUGGAGAAUUUGGGAGUUGCAUGCAAAAGAACUAACUCCCCAAAUGUAUGUUCCUGAAGUCACCUCUGGUAUACAACUUCUACCCACAGAAGACUUCAUUUUCUUUGGGAAGAGGCCAUUGCUCACUGGAAGAGCACAUUUUUACACAGAAGUUUCCAGAGCUAAGGAAUAGAAAAAGGCAAUAGUGUCUUUCAUUGGUCUGUCCCACCUCAGUCCACCCCUAGUCACUUAGAGCAUAAUUGUGGCAAUAACAUGCCGAACUGUUGAAAUCAGAUUAAUGUACAAAUAUUGGUUGAAUUUAUACUUUUUUUUAUAAGACUGACCUUUUAGUAUUAUUUCCAGUGCAAUUUUUUAAAAAAGUAAUAGUAUUUAAAAUGUUUCUGACUUUGUACUAUUUGCACAUAGUGACCUCUAAAUAUUAAUAAACUGGGGGUUUUGUACAAA
Anolis carolinensis (green anole) is the source of this 3803-nucleotide messenger RNA. RefSeq names its product sphingosine-1-phosphate receptor 1 (gene s1pr1). The record is from RefSeq and is a predicted model, not a curated record. The transcript is spliced from 2 exons. Bases 449 to 1588 code for a protein of 379 amino acids. Gene Ontology annotation, cellular component: plasma membrane; cytoplasm. Lineage: Eukaryota; Metazoa; Chordata; Lepidosauria; Squamata; Anolidae. Gene Ontology annotation, biological process: regulation of metabolic process; sphingosine-1-phosphate receptor signaling pathway; angiogenesis. Gene Ontology annotation, molecular function: sphingosine-1-phosphate receptor activity.